AUGGAGAGGCAUGAGGACUGUAAACAAGCUUUGGAAGGAAAACAAGGUAUCAAAGGGUUAGAGAGAAUGGGUGCUGUGGAGUGUGGUGUGGAACAAGAAAAAGGAAUGGAAACAGGGACAAGUAGAGGCAUUUUUCAAGAUAAGUAUGAGUAUAAUUGCAUGGAAGUGGAAGAGGCAAUAAUUGAUAUUUACAUGGAAGUUGAAGAGGUAAUAGAUUUUUAUUUUUGUUUUUUAAUCAGUGACUUUUUUGAACGAACCAUUCUGUGCAACAGUCUUGUGUGGAGUUGUGCUGUGACGGGUAGACCUGGACUGACCUAUCAGGAAGCACUUGAGUCAGAAAAAAGAGCAAGACAGAAUCUUCAGAGUUUUCCAGAACCACUAAUUAUUCCAGUUUUAUACUUGACCAACCUUACCCAUCGUUCACGCUUACAUGAAAUUUGUGAUGAUAUUUUUGCAUAUAUCAAGGAUCGAUAUUUUGUUGAAGAAACUGUGGAAGUCAUUAGGAACAAUGGUGCAAGGAAAAGAGAAAUUGUGGAAGACUCCUUACUUUUUGCCUUUAUCAGGAGCCUCAGGACACCCCCAAGAAUACAUGUCCCUUCUGGCGUCACAUCUACUUGUGUAACUUUUGGUAUUGAGUUCAAUUUUGGGAUGAUGGAAGUGAAUGGGAAGAAACAAGAUGCAAUUGAUCCCUUAUUAUUCAAGUACAAGGUGCAAGCCACUAAAAAAGAAUUAUUUGAGUGUGCUAUUGUUAAAGCCACACAAAUCAGCCGGAGAAAACACCUAUUUUCUCGUGAUAAACUAAAGCUUUUUCUAAAGCAACACUGUGAAACACAAGAUGGAGUCAUUAAAAUUAAGAAGUGUGAGGCCAGUCUUGCUAAUAAACAGACUAUUGGAAAUUAUAGGAAUAAAGCUACUAAAGAAAGAGACAAACUUUUGAAACAAGAAGAAAUGAAAUCACUGGCUUUUGAAAAGGCUAAAUUAAAAAGAGAAAAAGCAGAUGCCCUAGAAGCAAAGAAAAAAGAAAGGGAAGAUAAAGAGAAAAAGAAGGAAGAGUUGAAAAAAAUUGUUGAAAAAGAGAGAAUGAAGAAAAAAGAAGAAAAAGAAAGGCUUAAAAUAGAAAGAGAAAAGGAAAGAGAGAAGUUACGUGAAGAAAAGCGAAAAUAUAUAGAACACUUAAAACAGUGGAAUAAACCUAGAGAAGAUAUGGAAUGUGAUGAUCUUAAGGAACUUCCAGAACCAACUCCAGUGAAAACUAGACUACCUCCUGAAAUCUUUGGUGAUGCGCUGAUGGUUUUAGAGUUCCUUAAUGCAUUUGGGGAACUUUUUGAUCUUCAAGAUGAAUUUCCUGAGGGAGUAACCCUAGAAGUGUUAGAGGAAGCUCUUGUAGGAAAUGACAGUGAAGGCCCACUAUGUGAAUUGCUUUUUUUCUUCCUGACUGCCAUCUUCCAGGCGAUAGCUGAAGAAGAAGAGGAAGUUGCCAAAGAGCAAAUAACUGAUGCUGACACCAAAGAUUUAACAGAGGCUUUGGAUGAAGAUGCAGACCCCACAAAAUCUGCACUGUCUGCAGUUGCAUCUUUGGCAGCUGCUUGGCCCCAGUUGCACCAGGGCUGCAGUUUGAAAAGUUUGGAUCUUGAUAGCUGCACCCUUUCUGAAAUCCUCAGACUGCACAUCUUAGCUUCAGGUGCUGAUGUAACAUCAGCAAAUGCAAAGUACAGAUAUCAAAAACGAGGAGGAUUUGAUGCUACAGAUGAUGCCUGUAUGGAGCUUCGUUUAAGCAAUCCCAGUUUAGUAAAGAAACUGUCAAGCACUUCAGUAUACGAUUUGACACCAGGAGAAAAAAUGAAGAUACUUCAUGCUCUCUGUGGGAAACUACUGACCCUAGUUUCUACUAGGGAUUUUAUUGAAGAUUACGUUGAUAUAUUACGACAGGCCAAGCAGGAGUUCCGGGAGUUAAAAGCAGAACAACACCGAAAAGAACGGGAAGAAGCAGCUGCUAGAAUUCGUAAAAGGAAGGCAGAGAAACUUAAGGAGCAAGAACAAAAAAUGAAAGGAAAACAAGAAAAACUGAAGGAAGAUGAGCAAAGAAAUUCAGCUGCAGAUAUGUCAAUUGGGGAGGAAGAAAGAGAAGAUUUUGAUACUAGCACUGACAGCAAAGAAAUAGAGCAAAAGGAACUAGAUCAAGAUACAGUCACCGAAGAUGAAGAUGACCCAGGAUCACAUAAAAGAAGCAGAAGAGGGAAAAGGGGACAAAAUGGAUUUAAAGAAUUUACAAGACAAGAAGAGAUCAGCUGUUUAACAAGAGAGCCUCUUACUACUGAUGAGGAAGAAGCUUUAAAACAGGAACACCAACGAAAAGAGAAAGAGCUCUUAGAAAAAAUCCAAAGUGCCAUAGCAUGCACUAAUAUCUUUCCCUUGGGACGUGACCGGAUGUAUAGGCGAUAUUGGAUUUUCCCUUCUAUUCCUGGAUUGUUUAUUGAAGAGGAUUAUUCUGGUCUCACUGAAGACAUGCUGUUGCCUAGACCAUCAUUUCAGAAUAAUGUACAGUUUCAAAAUGCUCAGGUAUCCACUAAAACUGGAGAGUCUUUGAUGUCUGAAUCUACCUCCAACAUUGACCAAGAUCCAUGUGAUGAUUCUGUGCAACUGCCAAAACCAGUGCAUAAGCCAAAUCGGUGGUGCUUUUACAGUUCUUGUGAACAGCUAGAACAGCUUAUUGAAGCUCUUAAUUCUAGAGGACAUAGAGAAAGUGCCUUAAAAGAAACUUUGUUACAAGAGAAAAGCAGAAUAUGUGCACAGCUAGCCCGUUUUUCUGAAGAGAAAUUCCAUUUUUCAGACAAACCUCAAAUUGAUAGCAAACCUACAUGUACUCGGGCAAGAGCUUCCAAUGCAUAUGAUCCAUCUCAGAUGUCUGCAGAGAGGCAGCUUGAAUUGAGGCUGAGAGAUUUUCUUUUGGAUAUUGAAGACAGAAUCUACCAAGGAACAUUAGGAGCAAUAAAGGUUACAGAUCGACACAUCUGGAGAUCAGCAUUAGAAAAUGGACGGUAUGAGCUGUUAAUUGAAGAAAACAAGGAAAAUGGGAUAAUUAAAACUGUGAAUGAAAAUGUUGAAGACAUGGAAAUUGAUGAGCAAGCAAAGGUCAUAGUAAAAGACAGACUUUUGGGCAUAAAAACAGAAACUCCAAGUACCGUCUCAACAAAUGCAAGUACACCGCAGUCAGUGAGCAGCGUGGUUCAUUAUCUGGCAAUGGCACUCUUUCAAAUAGAGCAAGGCAUUGAGCGGCGUUUUCUCAAAGCUCCACUUGAUGCCAGUGACAGUGGGCGUUCUUAUAGAACAGUCCUGGACCGUUGGAGAGAGUCCCUUCUUUCUUCUGCUAGUCUAUCCCAAGUCUUUCUUCACCUCUCCACCUUGGAUCGAAGUGUGAUAUGGUCUAAGUCUAUACUGAACGCUCGUUGUAAGAUCUGCCGAAAGAAAGGUGAUGCUGAAAACAUGGUACUUUGUGAUGGCUGUGAUCGGGGUCAUCAUACUUACUGUGUUCGACCAAAGCUCAAGACUGUGCCUGAAGGAGAUUGGUUUUGUCCAGAGUGUCGGCCAAAGCAACGUUCUAGAAGACUUUCCUCUAGACAGAGACCAUCCUUGGAAAGUGAUGAAGAGAUGGAAGACAGUAUGGAAGGUGAAGAUGAUGAAAUUGAUGGUGACUAUGAAGAGGGUCAAAGUGAGGAGGAAGAGUAUGAGAUAGAACAAGAUGAAGAUGACUCCCAAGGAGAGGAAGAAAUCAGCCCACCAAAACGAGGAAGACCACAAGUUAGAUUGCCAAUUAAAACAAGAGGGAGACUUAACUCUUCUUUUACAAGUCGUGGCCAACAAGAUCCUAGAAGGUAUACUUCAAGAAGUCAGCAGAGUACACCCAAAACAUCUGUUUCUUCUAAAACUACUAGUAGAAGCCUAAGGAAGAUAAAGUCUGCUCCUCCUACAGAAACUAAAUCUUUAAGAAUUGCCAGUCGUUCUACUCGCCAGAGUCAUGGUCCAUUGCAAGCAGAUGUAUUUGUGGAACUACUUAGUCCUCGUAGGAAACGUAGAGGCAGGACAAGUGCUAAUAGUACACCAGAAAAUAGUCCCAACUUGCCUAACUUCAGAGUCAUUGCCACAAAGUCAAGUGGACAGUCAAGAUCUCUAAAUGUUGCUUCAAAACUUUCUCUCCAAGAUAGUGAAUCCAAGAGAAGAGGCAGGAAAAGACAAUCUGCAGAAUCAUCUCCUGUGACACUGAAUCGAAGAAGUUCAGGCCGACAGGGAGGAGUUCAUGAAUUGUCUGCUUUUGAACAACUUGUUGUAGAAUUGGUACGGCAUGAUGACAGCUGGCCUUUUUUGAAACUCGUUUCUAAAAUCCAGGUUCCAGACUAUUAUGACAUCAUCAAAAAACCCAUUGCCUUAAAUAUAAUUCGUGAAAAGGUGAACAAAUGUGAAUAUAAAUUAGCAUCUGAGUUUAUUGAUGAUAUUGAAUUAAUGUUUUCGAACUGCUUUGAGUACAACCCUCGUAACACAAGUGAAGCAAAAGCUGGAACAAGGCUUCAAGCAUUUUUCCAUAUUCAGGCUCAAAAACUUGGACUUCACGUCACACCUGGGAAUGUGGAUCAAGUUAGCACUCCACCAGCUACAAAAAAGUCACGAAUCUGAUUUUGUCCUUCUAAAGGAUAUAUUUGAGGAAAACAAAUUAUUCGUGAAAUGGAACAUUAAAUCAUGCUACAAAGCAGACAUAUAUGUAUAAAGCAAUAACAACUGAUUGACCACUUUGAAGUGUGGCCUGCACUAUAUUCUCAAUUUUAAUAUUAAGCACUCAGGAGAAUGUAGGAAAGAUUUCCUUUGCUACAGUUUUGUUCAGUACCUGAUAAGUUUGACAGAUGUAUUGGAUACAGUACUGGUUUACAGAGGUUUUUGUACAUUUUGAGAUCAUUCAUGUGUCCCAAUAUCUUGGAAAAUAUUUUUUCACCUGUGAUUUAUUUUGUCAUUGAUGACUUUUCUUAGACAUGUGGUAUUAAGAGAGAUUUAUCUACACAGAUAAAUCUUCUGUUUAUAGCACAGAAAAAAAAAGUGUAUAUGUCCAAAAAUCUUUAAUGAGCACAUUCUUUCAACACUACACAUGAAUGAAUCUAAUUUUAUAUCCUUGAAGUGCUGGACCAGUGCUGGCUAGAGGUAUUAAGUCUGAGUUUAUUAACUAGAUAUUUAUUUAGCAUUCAGAAUUAAUUUGUGAAUUUGUUUUGUAUUUAUAAAAUUUGUAUCUGGAAAAUGUUCUUUAAUUUUUUAAACGUUUUAUUGUUUUUGUUUUAUUUCUCUUAACUUCAUUAAUGAGAAUUCAAUAAAAGGUAACACCCUUUUCCCUGACAGUUCUUCCAGUUUUACAGAAUAAGUUUCUGUGUACAACUUUUUAAGUGUACAAAUAAAGUGAUACAUUUUUUCAAAUA
Molecule: messenger RNA, 5453 nt
Organism: Myotis davidii
Lineage: Eukaryota; Metazoa; Chordata; Mammalia; Chiroptera; Vespertilionidae
Gene: BAZ1A
Product: bromodomain adjacent to zinc finger domain 1A
Exons: 28
Coding region: 1-4668 (1555 amino acids)
Biological process (GO): chromatin remodeling
Molecular function (GO): protein binding
Source: RefSeq, a predicted model, not a curated record